AAUUCAGAGCGCACGCAGGCCUCCUCUCUCCUCUCGUCAUGUCUGGACGCGGCAAGCAGGGCGGCAAGGCGCGCGCCAAGGCCAAGACCCGCUCGUCCCGGGCCGGCCUGCAGUUCCCCGUGGGCCGAGUGCACCGGCUGCUCCGCAAGGGCAACUACUCGGAGCGGGUGGGCGCCGGCGCCCCGGUGUACCUGGCGGCCGUGCUGGAGUACCUGACAGCCGAGAUCCUGGAGCUGGCGGGCAACGCGGCCCGCGACAACAAGAAGACGCGCAUCAUCCCGCGCCACCUGCAGCUGGCCAUUCGCAACGACGAGGAGCUCAACAAGCUGCUGGGCAAAGUGACCAUCGCGCAGGGCGGCGUCCUGCCCAACAUCCAGGCUGUGCUGCUGCCCAAGAAGACAGAGAGCCACCACAAGGCCAAGGGCAAAUAGAAAUAUUUGUAGUUUGCAUCUAAGUCUCCCGUUCAAACCAUCCAAAGGCUCUUUUCAGAGCCACCUACAAAUCCUUGGAGGAGUUGGACCACUUUGCAUGCAUUACUAGUAGGAGUGUGUCAGAACUUUAGCUUAUUGUUUCAAGACCAAUAGAAUGGAUGUUUCGGUGCGGAGACAUAGUGGGGUUUUAUCGCGCGCGCGCCCAUAUAGCCCGUUCUGUCACAGCACAGCACGCUAAUCUUAGGAGUUAGGGAUCAGUGAGCCAUCACAGUAGCCCUGAGCACCUCGCGGAAAUGUGGCCCCGCCCAAGGUAAAACCUAUUAUCAAAAUAAAAGA
This is a messenger RNA of Sorex araneus (European shrew), 767 nucleotides long. Its product is annotated as histone H2A type 1-D. Gene Ontology annotation, molecular function: protein heterodimerization activity; DNA binding; structural constituent of chromatin. Bases 39 to 431 code for a protein of 130 amino acids. The transcript has a single exon. NCBI's taxonomy places the organism in Eukaryota, Metazoa, Chordata, Mammalia, Eulipotyphla, Soricidae. The record is from RefSeq and is a predicted model, not a curated record. Gene Ontology annotation, cellular component: nucleosome.